Messenger RNA from Centruroides sculpturatus (bark scorpion), 573 nucleotides. RefSeq lists its product as uncharacterized. NCBI's taxonomy places the organism in Eukaryota, Metazoa, Arthropoda, Arachnida, Scorpiones, Buthidae. The transcript is spliced from 3 exons. Bases 36 to 377 code for a protein of 113 amino acids. The record is from RefSeq and is a predicted model, not a curated record. Gene Ontology annotation, cellular component: mitochondrion.
AAAACGUGCUCGUCGGCUGCCGUAUUAAUGCCAAGAUGGCCAAUGAUCAUAUCUACGAGGAUCGAGCAGAGCAAGAGAGAAUUAAAAAAAGGGCAGAAUUAAAAGCCAAGUUACGAAGAGAAUAUAUGAAGAAGGCUACCGAUCCUCAUCGCCCCAUUGGCGGAGUAUUGUUUGAUCCAGCUGUUCAAAGAUUUAUGUCUAUGAAUGCUACAGUAUAUGAUCAGUUCAAACCAACAGUAAAGAAUUCAUUUUUAUACUUUGGAAUUCUUGGUGCAAUGGCUGGUUAUGCAUAUUUGUUGUAUAGAGAUAGAGAAACAUUAGAUCAAAAAUGUCGAAGAGGUGAGAUCCCUUAUAAAGACAGAGUGACAUUUAAAUGAGAGUGCCCAUAAUACAUUGAGAAACUUAUUAAAAGUUUUCCAUCUUUUAUUAGCAUAAUUUGUAAAUAGAAAUCUCUAGACUAGCUGUUAAUAUGUUAGAUUGGUGUGGUUAAAAAAAAUAAUUUGAAUAAAUAAACUAUAUGAAGGUACAAACAGAAAAUGUUAAAUUUAUUCCUAAAAUUAAAAUUAUUACUAA